AUGGGCCCCUCCCGUCCCACUCUCCAGCCCCUGAUGCAGCUCCAUCUCUGGUGGCUCCUUCUGAUGCCAGCAGUGUUGGCUCGGCAAGGCUCCCACAUCCAGGCCGAGGACCGCCUCUUCAAGCAUCUCUUUGGGGGCUACAACCGCUGGGCACGACCAGUGCCCAAUACUUCUGACGUGGUCAUCGUGCGCUUUGGACUAUCUAUUGCCCAGCUCAUCGAUGUGGAUGAGAAAAACCAAAUGAUGACCACCAAUGUCUGGCUGAAGCAGGAGUGGAGUGACUACAAGCUGCGUUGGAACCCAGCUGACUUUGGCAACAUCACCUCUCUCAGGGUCCCCUCUGAGAUGAUCUGGAUCCCCGACAUUGUCCUCUACAACAAUGCAGAUGGGGAGUUUGCAGUGACCCACAUGACCAAGGCCCACCUCUUCUUCACGGGUACCGUGCACUGGGUGCCCCCGGCCAUCUACAAAAGUUCCUGCAGCAUCGACGUCACCUUCUUCCCCUUCGACCAGCAGAACUGUAAGAUGAAGUUCGGCUCCUGGACUUACGACAAGGCCAAGAUCGACCUGGAGCAGAUGGAACAGAUGGUAGACCUGAAGGACUACUGGGAGAGUGGAGAGUGGGCCAUCGUCAACGCCACGGGCACCUACAACAGCAAGAAAUACGACUGCUGUGCAGAGAUCUACCCCGACGUCACCUACUACUUCGUCAUCCGCCGGCUGCCUCUCUUCUACACCAUCAACCUCAUCAUCCCGUGCGUGCUCAUCUCCUGCCUCACCGUGCUGGUCUUCUACCUGCCCUCUGAGUGCGGUGAGAAGAUCACGCUGUGCAUCUCCGUGUUGCUGUCCCUCACCGUCUUCCUCCUGCUCAUCACUGAGAUCAUCCCGUCCACCUCGCUGGUCAUCCCACUCAUCGGCGAGUACCUGCUCUUCACCAUGAUCUUCGUCACCCUGUCCAUCGUCAUCACGGUCUUUGUGCUCAAUGUGCACCACCGCUCCCCCAGCACCCACAACAUGCCCCACUGGGUACGGGUGGCCCUGCUAGGCCAUGUGCCCCGGUGGCUGCUGAUGAACAGGCCCCUGCCUCCCAUGGAGAUCCAUGACCCCCAAGCUCCAAAGCUUAGUCCUACUUAUCACUGGCUAGAGACCAAUAUGGAUGCUGAAGAGAGGGAUGAGGCAGAGGAGGCAGAAAAGAGAUGUGUGUGCAUAGGCCUCCCAGCCCCUUCCAUGGGUGUCCUCCAUGGCCAUGACUGUCUGCACCUGGAAGCCUCAGGGCCCAAGAUCAUGGCACCAUCGGGGGAGAAUGAGAUCUUGCUGUCACCUCAGAUCCGGAAAGCACUGGAAGGUGUGCACUAUAUUGCAGACCACCUGAGGUCUGAGGAUGCUGACUCUUCGGUGAGUUGGGCUGAGGGAGGGGACCUUUUCCUGGGUGACUCUGCUAGCUUAGCCCGGAACAGUCUCAUCCCAGAGCAUCACCUCAGGUAA
Messenger RNA from Nannospalax galili (Upper Galilee mountains blind mole rat), 1485 nucleotides. RefSeq names its product neuronal acetylcholine receptor subunit alpha-2. Lineage: Eukaryota; Metazoa; Chordata; Mammalia; Rodentia; Spalacidae. Bases 1 to 1485 code for a protein of 494 amino acids. The record is from RefSeq and is a predicted model, not a curated record. Gene Ontology annotation, molecular function: transmembrane signaling receptor activity; acetylcholine-gated monoatomic cation-selective channel activity. The transcript is spliced from 5 exons. Gene Ontology annotation, biological process: nervous system process; regulation of membrane potential; chemical synaptic transmission. Gene Ontology annotation, cellular component: synapse; neuron projection; postsynaptic membrane.